CAUAAGGAUGCAUUUCGUAUUUGUUCAACCGGCAUAACUGUUAAGGAUUAAUUAUAGCAGUCUUAAGAGUGUAAAAUCAACAUAAUCAUUUAAUUAAAUGGGAUUACCAUCACUUGGAAUAUUUUGCAACAACACAAAAAAAGAGAAAGUUUAUAUUUUUUAUGCUAUUUGAUUAAAGUGAUCUUCAGAAAGUUUAAUGAAAAUAUUUUAUUUUUUAUGAUCAAUAAGGAGAAAGUGCAUGUAAAUAAAUAAAAAUAUGCAAUAAAAAGAUCAAAAAUAGCAUAAAAUUUCUUUAAAAUCUCUAAGAAGUAUUGAAAGUGAUCAAAGUGUUAAAAAGUUUUUAGGUGGAAAAAAAUCCAACUUGCAAUUGUUCGUGAACUGAAGGAAAAGUACCGAGAAAUAUUUCAUUUUUAUGUAAAGAAACCAGAAAAUCGAGAAACAAGGAAAGCAAACAACGAAAGUAAAAGAACGGCAAAAGAAAAAAAGAGAGAAAGAAAGAAGAAUAUAAAUGAACUGAAAAUUUUGUUGGAGAUCAUUGCUGGGAAAAAAAUUCUUUUAGUCGCAACGUUUACACAAAUACAACUUAAAUCUAAUUGAACGCAGCGAAUAUAUGUGGAAAGAAAGAAUUCUUCGAUACAUAAACAAAAAUUAAACAGGGUCGUUUUCAUCAAAGAAAGUGGAAAAUUGAUCAUCAUAAAAACAUUCCAAGACGUUGAGAAUCUCGUUGGAGAGAAAAGUGAAUUUAAUAAAUAAAUUAACCUUUAUGACAAUUGAUGAUUGGCAGUACAUGAAAAAGAUCUUAUUAAAGUGAAAGAGUAAUAAAAGUCUGUAAUAUUUAGUAGUUUAAAUGAAGUCUCUAAAUUGAUCUAAAAAUAUAAAGAGGAAGAUGUGAAUUAUAACAAUAGAAAAAAGAAUUAGUGAUUGUGGUGAAAAAAAUUAAACUAAAUAAUUAAUUCAAAAUUCUAAAGUUCACGAGAAAUUCGUAUAAUUUAUCGUCACUUCCAAGCAGAAUGCAGGACAAUAAUAACAGCGGCAAUCUUUUAAAUGGCGACACAAGAUCGCCUGACAGAUUUGCAAAUAUUCGAGCUGCUGAGGAGAGAAAACUUUUAGCUAGAAACAAUGGUCACAAUAGUAAAAAAAUUAUCAUGGAACAAGUUACAAAUAUCCCAAUUCCCGAAGACGACAAUGAAGAUGGAGAUAAAAAUAGCGGGCAUGAAAGUGGUGGAACAGCAUCAACGCCAGUAGACGCUGACAAUACUGACUCUGUCCUUCUCAAGGAUAACAAUCAAAAGAAUCAAAAUCAUCCUCGACGAGCACUUGAAGCUAUCUACACUCACUACGAGAUAUCAAAAAAAUCUCGAGCUCCAUUUUUAAUCUUAAGUGUCGCAUGUCUCAUACUCCUUCUCAUUGUCAUUGUCUUGGCAAUUGUCUGGCCUUACAUUCCUAGUUACAUGAGAGCAGAUGUUUGCAUCGAACCGGAGUGCUUUGACGCUAGUAAACAGAUUCUUGGUUGGGCGGAUGUGAAGGAGCCAGUAUGUGAAAACCCUUAUAAAUUUACUUGUGGCAACUUCAUCAAUCAAUAUCGCAACCACGAGUUGUAUUUAAUUAACAAAGGCGAAUGGGGUUCAAAUUCUCAUUUUGAGUAUGAAGAUUUAAAUGCUGCGAACGCAUUUAUAUCAAAAUUACCGAAUCUACCUUCAAGAAGCUCAAUUCAGCCGAUGAUCAAAAAGAUUUACACAAAUUGCAUGAACAUCCGCUCGGAAGAAAGAACACAAGAAAAUUUACAAGUUCUCAAGACCAUUCUAGAAACAGCUCCUGAACAAUAA
This is a messenger RNA of Clunio marinus, 1826 nucleotides long. The record is from the annotation of a GenBank genome assembly. Lineage: Eukaryota; Metazoa; Arthropoda; Insecta; Diptera; Chironomidae.